AUGGGCUCAAACCAGUCUCGGCCCUUCGACGAGGCCUCUGACCAUGAGAAGGCAGCCUCGGAAAGACUCGGCACCCUCCAACUUGAGAAGGAAUCUGGUCUAGAGGAAGACUAUGUCUACGUCAAUUGCGAAAAGGGCAAACAGGGUAUCCAAGCUGUCCUGAACUCCCGCAAGCCAGAAAGUAUUCCCGUCUCGCGGACGGCAGAGUGGCAAGAUGAGCUGCUCGAGGAUCCCAAGAACAGACUCGCCAUCUCGGCCCUCAGCGCGGCCGACCCUAAGCAGGUGCUCUCCUCGCGCGCAGCCAAGAUUGCGGAGCAGCACGUCUUCAACGUCAAGAUCCCUUUUGAGGGCGGGCCCAUCACCAACCAGCGGCAGAGCGGCCGCUGCUGGCUGUUUGCCAGCACGAACGUGUUCCGGGUAGCUCUGAUGCAGAAGUACGGGCUCGACUCGUUUGAGCUGUCGCAGGCCUAUCUCUUCUUCUGGGACAAGCUGGAGAAGAGCAACUGGUUCCUGGAGCAGAUCAUCUCGACUGCCGACAUGGACCUCGACUCACGGCUGAUGCAGACGAUGCUGCGAGAGCCGCUGAGCGAUGGCGGACAGUGGGACAUGGUGUACAACCUCGUCACCAAAUACGGCCUCGUCCCCCAGUGCCUCUACCCAGACAGCUUCUCGGCCAACGCCAGCGGCGUCCUCAACAGCAUCAUCUUCACCAAGCUGCGCGAAGACGCUCUCAUCCUCCGGAAGCUCCUCUCCAACAACCCGUCCAGCACCACCACCACCACAUCCGCCCAGAUCUCCACCGCCAAAGCCAAAAUGCUUCGCGAAAUCCAGACUAUCCUCACCCUCACCCUCGGCCCGCCCCCCUCCGCCACGGCGCCCUUCGAGUGGUCCUUCACCGACAAGGCCGGCCGCGCCCGCACCGUACGCACCACGCCCCGCGCCUUUGCCGCGGACAUCUACUCGCCCGGGCAAUUCCGCAUCACCUCAGCUGUGAUCGAGAAGAUGGUCUCGCUAGUCCACGACCCACGCCACGACCCGCUGAGCCUGCUGGCCGUCGACCGGCUGGGUAACGUCGUCGGCGGGCGGGGCGUGAGAUACAUCAACGUCGACAUGGCGACGCUGAAACGGGCGUGCGUGGCGAUGCUCAGGCGUGGGGUGCCUGUUUUCUUUGGGAGUGAUGUCGGGCAGUGUAGCGAUGCCAAGUCGGGGGUCAUGGAUUUGGAAGUCAUUGACUACGAGGUUGGGUUCAAUGUUUCACUCUUAAAGGGGAUGGACAAGGCCGGUCGGCUGAGGACGGGCGAGAGCCAGAUGACGCAUGCCAUGGUGCUGACGGGGGUGCAUGUGGAUGAGGAGAUAGGGGAAACGGUCCGGUGGAGGGUGCAGAACUCGUGGGGGAGCGCGGUUGGGGAGAAGGGGUGGUUUGUCAUGGCGGAUGGGUGGAUGGAUGAGUUUGUGUAUCAGGCCGUCGUAGAUCCGGCGGUGUUGAGUGACGAGGUGAGGAGGGUGCUGGACAAGGAGCCCGUGGUGCUGCCACUGUGGGAUCCGAUGGGGAGUCUGGCUUAG
Parathielavia appendiculata is the source of this 1563-nucleotide messenger RNA. RefSeq names its product peptidase C1B, bleomycin hydrolase. The coding region runs from base 1 to 1563 and encodes 520 amino acids. Gene Ontology annotation, cellular component: cytoplasm. The transcript is spliced from 3 exons. Gene Ontology annotation, biological process: L-homocysteine catabolic process; proteolysis; response to toxic substance. Lineage: Eukaryota; Fungi; Ascomycota; Sordariomycetes; Sordariales; Chaetomiaceae. Gene Ontology annotation, molecular function: cysteine-type aminopeptidase activity. The record is from RefSeq and is a predicted model, not a curated record.